AUGUCCGUGAGGGAAUAUCCAGAGCCAAAGUCGAAUCCAAACCAGGUUGACAGACCAGAGGAUCAGAGAGCCGAAGUGGCACCGCAGGAGAAUCCAAGCAAAGGUUUUCCUUGUGAGUGCGUCUAUAAGGUACUGAGCGACCCGAGCGCUGCGCGGCAGCACUGCACCUCGGUGCGCCCUGGACCCCCGGUCCCCCCCCCUCCCUCCGUUCCUCCUCAUCCACCCCCACGCUCUCUGCUCAGCUCCAGCCUCACACACGUCGCUGUUGAGGACUAUGACCCCCCCCACCCCCCGCACCGCCACCCUCCCCUCACACCACUGCCUGCCACCAUCUCUGCGAUCCUGCGCUCUCUCUCGCCGGCUCCGCCGCUCCUUCCUCACUGA
Molecule: messenger RNA, 384 nt
Organism: Cyprinodon variegatus (sheepshead minnow)
Lineage: Eukaryota; Metazoa; Chordata; Actinopteri; Cyprinodontiformes; Cyprinodontidae
Product: leucine-rich repeat extensin-like protein 2
Exons: 2
Coding region: 1-384 (127 amino acids)
Source: RefSeq, a predicted model, not a curated record